Molecule: messenger RNA, 348 nt
Organism: Boleophthalmus pectinirostris (great blue-spotted mudskipper)
Lineage: Eukaryota; Metazoa; Chordata; Actinopteri; Gobiiformes; Gobiidae
Product: protein FAM32A-like
Exons: 1
Coding region: 1-348 (115 amino acids)
Cellular component (GO): nucleolus
Source: RefSeq, a predicted model, not a curated record
AUGUCUGAGUACGCGACGGUCCAGAAAGGAGCUUUAAAACUCAAAGGAGUGGGCAUUGUUUCGGCUGGGAAAAAGAAGAAGAAGAAGAAGAAGGACAAAGAAAGCAAGCAGCAGCUGGAACAGGUCUUGACCAGUCAAAAUUAUGAGGAUGUGAAGGCUAAAAAAACAUUUAUGGACAAAAGGACCCCAGCCGAAAUUGCAUUUGACAAAACGCAAGAGAAGCGACAAAUGGAGAGGAUUCUGAACAAAGCAUCAAAAACACAAAAACACAGAGUUGAGGAGUUCAAUCGACACCUGGACACACAUACUGAACAUUAUGGCAUUCCCAAAGUCGCCUGGCCGAAAUAA